UUUUACCAGGCCGCAGCAGGGAGGGCAUUGAGGGAGUUGCCUCACUCUCCGCGUGUCCACUAGCCUGAUACGUCCGUUCUUCCCUAACGGGUGUCCCCUGGGCGUCUGUCGGGGCCCCAACCUCUGCGCCAGCUCUCCGUCUUUAACAACUCGGACGCGGGAUCCUGGGCUUUGUGUGAAUUUUUCUCGGGUAAAACUGAGGCUCGGAGUGCGGAAGUCAGCCGACGUCACCCCGUCCGAGACGGAGAAGGGCCAAGGUUCGGUCGAGCCCAUCGGAUCUUGGGCCCCGCUCGGUCCACAAGGUCCCAGGAUGGCAGCGUCUUGGACGGAGCCGGCGCAGGUGUCUGUGACCUUUGAGGAUGUGGCUGUGACAUUUACCCAGGAGGAGUGGGGGCAGCUGGACUUGACCCAGAGGACCUUGUACCAGGAAGUGAUGCUGGAGACUUGUGGGCAUCUAGUCUCUCUGGGUUGUCCUCUGUCCCAACCAGAGUCAAUCUGCAAGGUGGAGCACAGCGAGGACUUAACAGCAGUGGAGGAAGAUCUCUCCCAAAGUUUCUGUGCAGGUGAUAACACCAAACCCAUGACCUCAGAGCAUGCCCUUCUUCACCUAGACAUGCCUGAGGAAGUCUCACUCCAGGAACAACUGACACAGGGAACCUCAUGGGACCCCCAGCUGGGAGAAGCCCAGGAUCAGGAUGUGUCACUUGAAAUGCAGGAAGUCCACUGGAGACCAGAAAUGGACCCAGAGAGAGAGAAGCUGCCUUGGAAAAUGAGCCCUGAGCAUGAUGUUUUAGGGACAGAUAAUGGUUUAUGUUCAAUGAUUAUACAGGAACAAGUCUCUCCGGAAGGUGGUCUCUGGGUAUGUGACUCCUGUGGAGCAGUUUCAUAUCCCCUAAUUCAUGAAGGGGAAAAUUCUUAUAAAUGUGAGGAAUGUGGGAAUGAGUUUAACAAAAAUUGGCUCCUUUUUCAACAUGAGCAGAUUCACAUUCGAGUAAAGCCCUAUGAUUGCACAGAAUGUGGGAAAGCCUUUAGCAAGAGCAAACACCUCCUUCAGCACCACAUCAUCCAUACAGGGGAGAAGCCCUACCGGUGCCUGGAGUGUGGGAAGAACUUCAAUCGCAGGUCUCACCUUACACGACACCAGCAAAUUCACUCUGGAGAGAAGCCUUUUGAAUGUAGUGAGUGUGCAAAGGCCUUCAACCGUAGGUCACACCUUACACGGCACCUGCGGAUUCACUCUGGAGAGAAACCUUAUGUGUGCAAUGAAUGUGGAAGGGCCUUUACCUACCGCUCCAAUUUUGUUUUGCAUAGCAGGAUCCACACUGGAAAAAAACCCUUUGAGUGCAGUGAAUGUGGGAAAGGCUUUUGUGAGAGUACAGAUCUCAUUCAACACUACGUCAUCCACACUGGGGAGAAGCCCUAUAAGUGCAUGGAGUGUGGAAAGUCCUUCAACUGCAGGUCACACCUCAGGCAGCACCAGAGGAUUCACACUGGGGAGAAGCCUUAUGUGUGCAAUGAAUGUGGAAGGGCCUUCACCCACUACUCCACUUUUAUCCUGCAUAUACGGGCCCAUACUGGAGAAAAACCUUUUGAUUGCAAAGUAUGUGGAAAAGCCUUUAGCAUUGGGAAAGAUCUUAUUCGCCACUUCAGCAUCCACACUGGAGAGAAGCCCUAUGAAUGCCUAGAGUGUGGAAAGGCCUUUACCCGCAUGUCGGGCCUUAGGAGGCACCAGCGGGUUCAUACUGGAGAGAAGCCUUAUCAGUGCAUCGAGUGUGGGAAAGCCUUUUGUCGGAGCACAAACCUUAUUCGACACUUUAGCAUCCACACUGGAGAGAAACCAUAUGAGUGUGUGGAUUGUGGGAAAGCUUUCAACCGCAGGUCACCCCUUGCAAGGCAUCAGCGCAUUCACAAUGGAGAAAAGCCCUAUCAACGCAUCAAGAGUCAGAAAGUUUCUUGCCAGAGUGAAAACCUCAUUCAACACUCCAUCAUUCACACUGAAAGUAGUCCUAUGAAUGCAGUGAAAGUGGAACAGCCUUCAGACGAAGCUCAUUCCUCUCUCUGCAUCGAAGGGUGUGUGCUGGAUGAAACCCUACCAGUGUAACAGACAUGGGAAGACCUUCUACAAGUGUUCAAACUUCAAUCAACAUACAAGAACUCUGUUAGGGAAAUAUUUUUUAGUAUAACUAUUGAAGAAAAUCUGUGGUGAAAGGAAACUUCUUACUCAACAUCUGGCCAUGCCAUUCACACUGAAGAGAAACUUCUUAAGUGCUAUUUUUAUGGAAAACCUGUUGGAGAUCCUCAAUUGCCAUCUAAAGAAUCAUAUUAGAAAUUGACCCAGCCUAGAGUCUUAUGUGUCUGAGAAUUCACCAUUGAGAGAGAUCUAGACCUUUGGCAGCCAUAGUUGGAAGUGUCCGUAAUGUUAACUCCAAAAUUGCCAUGGCACAGCCAGAUGCAGUGUGUCAUACCUGUAAUAGCAGCAUCUUGGGAGGCUAUGCCAAGAUGAUAGCUUGAGGCCAGGAUUUCAAGACUAGCCUGGGCAACAUAGUA
Messenger RNA from Otolemur garnettii (small-eared galago), 2547 nucleotides. Its product is annotated as zinc finger protein 460. Gene Ontology annotation, molecular function: DNA-binding transcription factor activity, RNA polymerase II-specific; RNA polymerase II cis-regulatory region sequence-specific DNA binding. Gene Ontology annotation, cellular component: nucleus. Lineage: Eukaryota; Metazoa; Chordata; Mammalia; Primates; Galagidae. The record is from RefSeq and is a predicted model, not a curated record. The transcript has 4 exons. Gene Ontology annotation, biological process: regulation of transcription by RNA polymerase II; central nervous system development. Bases 311 to 2101 code for a protein of 596 amino acids.